GGAUUCUCACUAGAUGCCAUAUGGGUCUCCCUGUAAAGCAAAAUUUGCAGACAUUUUUAUACCUCUAUCCUUACAUAUUCAUCCACCUCAGACAAAUCGAGCAACUUAACGUUUCAAACGCUCAAAUCUGGCUCCGGACGUAUUGAAACGGCUAUUCCCACCUCGUUCAACCCGAAGGUCGUCAAAAUUACUCCUGCCCUUAACCAGGAUUAGGUUGUCAUAUCGUGGUAUGGAUCUGAACCUGAACCCAUUCAGGGUAUGCUCCGGGCUCAAGUUCCUCGGAUAUUUCAUGAUCUUCCUCGUAUUUUCUAUAAUUGCUGUCUCCUAUUACGCUGUCGUCGUCCUUACCUGGGGUCCACACCUCCUCGACGGUGGUGCAAACUCCUUCUUGUCUUUCACAAUCAUUGCUGUUUUUCAUCUCCUGCUUGUAUUGUUAACAUGGAGUUAUUUUAUGGCUGUCCUUCGGGACCCUGGUGCUGUUCCUGCCAACUGGAAAAUGUCAUCAGAGCAAACUAUAGAAGGAAAUUUGAUGAUAAGUUAUGAUUCUAUAGCACUAGCUGAUUCAACCACCAUGCCAUCCUCUUCAGAUGGUACAGAAAGAAGACCAGAAAUAGGCUAUUGUAGUCAAUGCCAAAAUAGGAAACCACCACGCUGUCACCAUUGCUCUGUCUGCCAACGAUGUGUUCUUAAGAUGGAUCACCACUGCAUAUGGGUUGUGAAUUGUGUUGGGGCUUGCAACUACAAGUUCUUUCUCCUUUUUGUGCUUUAUACUUUUCUGGAGACAACGAUGGACACUCUUGUGCUGCUACCCAAUUUCAUAAAUUUUUUUAAGCAUGCCAGUCAUCGUUUCACUUCGCCUGGGCAACUUGCUGUCACUUUCCUAGCCUUUGUUCUGAAUUUAGCUUUUGCGCUGAGUCUUCUCUGUUUCGUAAUUAUGCAUUCAUCUCUUCUUUUGAGCAACACAACUUCAGUGGAGGUUUAUGAGAAAAAAAGAGCUGUUCGGUGGAAGUACGACUUAGGAUGGAAAACGAACUUUGAGCAGGUUUUCGGCACUAGAAAGUUAUUUUGGUUCUUCCCACUGUUUGCAAAGGAAGAUUUGGAGAAAAUGCCUGCACUACAUGGCCUAGAUUUUCCUACGCGCUCAGAUAUUGAAGCAUGAGGAAUAUUGGUCACCUUUUGUUUUUGCCCUGAAGUAUAUCUGUUAUUUCCUUUAGUGGAUAUGUAGCAUUAGUCUUCACAAUGGCCUGUUUUCUAAUUCCUGUACAUUUUAAAAUUGAUAAGAUCUUUGUUCUUGGAUGUUUGUCCUUGUAACAUGUAUAAAGUUGAAGCUUUUACAAGAAACAUAUUUAUGCACAAGGAUAUAUCUCGUUGUGAACUGAGAAACGUUGAUACUCUUAGUUUGUAAUUGAUCCCAUAAAUACUAUCCAUAUGCUAUCUUUCGAUUGUUAUUGUUCAUGAAUAUGCACAUGAUAAGAAA
Olea europaea var. sylvestris is the source of this 1477-nucleotide messenger RNA. RefSeq names its product probable protein S-acyltransferase 12. The transcript has 7 exons. NCBI's taxonomy places the organism in Eukaryota, Viridiplantae, Streptophyta, Magnoliopsida, Lamiales, Oleaceae. Gene Ontology annotation, cellular component: endoplasmic reticulum; Golgi apparatus. Gene Ontology annotation, molecular function: protein-cysteine S-palmitoyltransferase activity. The record is from RefSeq and is a predicted model, not a curated record. Bases 230 to 1159 code for a protein of 309 amino acids. Gene Ontology annotation, biological process: protein targeting to membrane; peptidyl-L-cysteine S-palmitoylation.